Porites lobata is the source of this 6317-nucleotide messenger RNA. Lineage: Eukaryota; Metazoa; Cnidaria; Anthozoa; Scleractinia; Poritidae. The record is from the annotation of a GenBank genome assembly.
AUGUGCAUAUAUGCAUACAUGAAUUAUUACAGUCCAAAAUGCGCAGCUGCCAACCGGCUGGUUAUUGUAUUGACGGGUCCGAAAAACCCUCGCAUCCCACUGAGUACUCGGUUUGUGACAACAUCGAGGAAUAACACUUCAGCCAAACCACAAUUUUCUAAUCAUCUCGGACAGAUAACAUCGAAUCAAACCGUUUUAAGAUAUAAUAUGGCUGGGAAAAGAGAUCCCUUCGAGAGGACUAUAUUUCGGGAUGGGAAUCGUGCUUCACGCUUGCUGGAACAAACUGCGGGCGAAUCCGUGCAAAAAAUGAGCAACAGUAGAGAUGUAACUGCAGAAGUCAUAAAAGACCCAAGAUCUGCAGCGCGGAGAUUUAAGGUAGGAAAUUUAUCGCCAUCCAUGUUUUAUUUGACCGCGCGAUCUUCAUUUUAGAAAGCAUGUUACGAGUGUCAUAAAUGAAAGUGCAAAUAGAUUUGUAGCAAUCAUGAGCUUUGUAUUCCUUACUUUUAGAGCGCAACUCCUUAAAAUAUGUGAGAAACUGAGCUACAAUCUUUUAUUUAUGCUCUUGCCCAGUACGGUACUCUUAUUCAUCUCGUUUCGCUCUUUUUUUUUAAUGUAAAAGCGAAUAAAUAAAGCUGACUUUAUUUUAAAGGAUUGGUUUUGGAUUAAACGUUGGUCUUGUUGUCUCUCUUGUGAUAAAAAUAUAUAUUAUGUAGUAUGCGUUUUCUUUUUUGGUAGAAUGCGACUGAAUUGAAACCGAAUAUGAAGUUAGAAACGUACAUCUGCUAAACGAAGUAUUUCCUUCCGUGCUUUUUUAAAAAAGCUACUGACAAGCAUUCAUUAUCAUUCGCCAAGGCGAAAAAACAUUUAAAUUCUUAUAACUAAUGCCACCCCUUUCAACAUAUCGAAAACUGGAGAUAGAAGCGAAAAAUUAUGAUACUAUUCUUAGGCUUAAUAUAAAGCCCUGACUCUAAACGCCAGAAAUUAAAGUCAGUAAACGAACAACUUACACAGCACGACAGCAAGAAAGUCAAAUUAUUAUAUCGCAUUUCAAAGAAAAACGUUUUUAAUGAAUUAAACAUCUAUAUAAAUUGUUCCAAAAUAUAUAUGCUAAACGGUAAACACCUAAGUUCACGAUUGCAAUUAUCAUCUCGUUGCUUAGACCGAGAAAUCAGAAACAAAUCUUUCACACCGAGUUGCCCUACAUUUUGAAAAUUAAGAUUCAGUAAAGAUUCAGUAAAGAGAAACGUAAGGGUUCUUUAGUAAUCAUAAUUGAAAUUUACAUUGCGCUAAUCCCGGGCUGUUACAACAAAUGAGGGGACCAAAUAGUAUACCUUCAUAAGUUGGGCAAUGAGGUUUCGGCAGGUAUAAACCCCAGCUUUGUGUGAAUAGUUGCAUUGACUUUAUGGCUGUAUUGGGUUGACGCAAAACGUGUUUUUCAACGUCAGCUCUUAUUGGACUUGUGACGGCUGUUGGUUUGCAAGCGAAAACCGUCUUUAAAUUAAAAAAAUAUAUAUCCUUCAGCCGGUGAAAAUAAAGUAUUAGCUCAGACAAAAGCAUAAAAACAACUUGCAGAAUUAUUAUUAUUAUUAUUAUUAUUAUUAGUCUAUUUUUAAUUUUUUUCUCUCUCUGCGUUGGUUUUUAAUUGCAAUUAGUGGCUGGAUUCAUUAGGACGUCUGAGAGAUUAAAAAAAAUAGAGGUUACUUCUCCAGAAUAAAUUCUGGUAUAUUCUUUUUUGACAGCUGGCAAACAACGAAGAAUAACGAACUCAAAUUUCUGUCAAUUUCUGUCUUUGCGAAAUGAGUUUGAUAUUUGUCCCAAAAACCUGUACAUGUAGGGCGUCGAAUUAUUUGCCUUAAUAGAUAAAAUAAUAAUUUUAAUUUAUGAUGUUGCCCUGAUUAAUAUAUAAGGAAUGGGUAAUCGUUAAGCUGAGUCUGCUGAAACCAUCAUCUGGAAAUGGUUUUGAAGUAGACUGCAAAACUGUCCGUAUUUUUGCUUAUUCAAGUACGCGCGAGCAGUCAAACAAAAGGUGUGGAACGAGGCUCUUACGCCACGCUUUACCAAUUUCUUUACUGAUUUUGAGAAAAAAAUCCGGCUGUUUUGUAGUCUAGUUUUGAAGUUCAAGCUGUAGCCACAACAGUCGCUCAUCCUGUCUCGUCCACAUGGCCGAGAACCAACAUGACUUCUGAAUUCGUCAAAAGCUCUAUAAAUUUGGGUAAAUCAUUUCUCCGAAUAUUUCGCUAUAAAAAAUUGCACUGACACAAAUCUUGGCGUAGGUCUUUGCCUAUCAACCUCCUUUCAUUUCAUUUGAGCUUUUUUUUUUAUUGCGUGAGAGUGAGAACCAGCAGCCGAGCGUUUAAUAUUCAUUUUUGGUUUUCACAUGACGUCACCCGAAUUUCAAACAAAAGAAUUAUCGACCCUCCUUAGUUUUUACUUUCUUGAAGUAUAAGAGCUUCUAAAAAACUUAUAUUUUUACAAAUUUUCUCUUUGAAACGGUUCCUCGUGUUUCAUAAAGUACUUUUGUGUGACGCGGCAUUCAUUAAUGGCCGCCUAGAGAGCUCUUAUUGUUAAAGUUAAAAAAAAUUAGCUAAAACGAAUAAAUAUCUCGCAUACGAAAAAUUGCGCCGUAAACGCCUCUUUGCGAAGGUCUUUGCACACUUAACUCCUUUCAUUUCCAGAUUCUGGACUUUAUAUGUUGAACACUUUUUGAUUUUGAUUUUUGACGACGUUACAGUGAAAUCCAGCAAUUUUAAUUUACCGUCACGCUGUCAAAACCAACCUCUAUUUUUAAACUACUAGUAAUUAUUAUUUGUCGCUUGCAACUGAAAACUGAGCUGCAAGGGCACCACUCAAAGCGACCAUUAACUUUGUGAUGCAAGGUUUGUAUGAAGUACAAAAGAAUCUGUAAAGGACUCACAAUACACUCUUUUUUUUUUUAUAAGAAUGUUGUUUUUCCGGCCCAGGCUGAAUAUUCUUAUUUUUCUGCCGAUUUUAGGCUGAAAAUAUUCUUGUAUUAUCCUUAAAUUAUAGCUUAUGACAUUUCCGUUUUAGAAUUUAUUGGGGUAUAUGUAUAUGUAUUACAUGUACCGUUCAUCGAACUGUCAUUAGCGUUGAACAUUUUGCCAUAGCUAGUGCAGGUUUUUUCGUUUUGUUGGCUAGUUUCGCCGUUCAGAGAAAGGAAUAACGGUUACCGUAUUUAUUUAAGCGCCCAACCUCGAAUUACCUCGAAUAAGCCCAUCUUUAAAAACAUCAAACUCAAAUUGUAAAAUUGAAUAAAUUUACAGAUGUAUUUUCAGGAACACAUCUUCGCGUUCUGUUAAAAUUAUAUCUAUCCUGAAAAUGUUGAAAAUUUUAAGCGCCCAGCCUCGAAUAAGCGCCCACUCUCAAGGUCCAAAAAUCUCAGCCUCAGGGCGGUUUCGAAUUCUUAAAAUAUUAUUUAAAAUGUUUCGCAAAUUUCAGCCUUUAUUCGAUCGCAAAUUCUCGAUAUAAAAUAUAUUCUUAUAAAAAAAAGAGAGUGUAUUUCGAUAAGGCUUUACUACUGAUGUCUGACUCAUUACAAGCUUUUGAUUAUUGUGCUAGUCAAAAUACCUGGGGUGCUGUGGGGUACUUAACAAAAUUUUAUACUCCCCGAGGUCUAACCUACCUCUUUUAUAUACCGUUUACUGACAAAUUGUAUCCCUUUCACCCACCUUGUUUAAAAACUUUGCAUCCCUUUCAACCUUUAAAUUCACUGUCUUUUAAAUUUGAAUAAAUCACAAAACCAUAACGUUUUCAAGACAUUUUUACAGCCUUAAAAUGAAUGUGUUACCCCUUUUGGGUCUCUUUUUACCAACCGAAAUGACACUUCCCUACCCCCCAAAUACUUUAACAAGUGAAAUGCCUACUCUUUCUUAUACCUGAACCCUGAAAACGUUACCCCUUUAGGACUGCUCGGUGUCCUUUAGAUGGUAUCCGCGUGCUGGCUGCUAAUUGUUUCAGUUUUUAUAGUUUUUAGACAAUGAUUUUUGUAUGACAGAGUGAAGAUUCUGCUGUUGGGACAUUAUAUUUCACUUUUCCAUUGUGCUAAAUGUAUUGUGUCUGAUCCUAAUGAACUAAAGCAAGAACUGAUCAUCCUUCAUUUAAUAAAGCAAGAACUGACACACACAUUUCAGAACUGCCCUGCAACACUGAGGAUCGAUCUCUACCGUGACCCUGGUUCCUGGAAAGCCGAUUAUCGCUAAUCGCGGAAUAGAUUAUAUCCCGCGAUUAAAUUCUGCUCCUGAAAGCACGAUUAAAACUAAUCUACGAAUAAACUACUUUUUAAAUUUAACCCACCUAGCGAGGACGAUUAACUCACUAACUGGAGGAAAAAGUUUGUCAAAACAAACAAAAUGGCGGAAUGACUGUUCCCGCGAAAGAAAGUUCCAACAGCGAGAAAUUGACCCCGAGCAGCUAACAGACGAAGAAACUGGCAGCAGAUACAUAGUACAGGUUUGGCCGAGAGUCAAUCAAAUAUCUAGUAGAAAUCCCAAAAGCCGAUCUCCAAAGGCAGACGAGAAGAAGCCACGCGCUGUCACCAACUUUAGCAAGUUCUCGUGGCGUUAUUUUCGGCACCGGUCGGGCGCCGGCAGAAUUUAGAGCAGAUUAAGGUAUUUUCAAGCAGAAUUUGAGCAGAAUAAGGGUGUUCAAGCAGAAUUUCGAGCAGAAAAAGCGAUUUUUACGAGCACUGCCGACGGGCAGAAGAAGCCAUUUUACGAGCAGAAUUUAUCCAAGCCUGUUCACCUGUCCCACGAUCGGCGCCAAGUUUUCGCGCCAUAUUUUUUUGGAAGCAGGCAGUCGAAAAACUCGUUAAACCGGUUUUUUUGGACUAAUUUCGGAUUAGUUAAUCGCGGGAUAACUUCGCUUUGAGGAACAACUUUUUAACCCACGAUUAGUUAUCGGGGAAAUGAGAAAUUUAAUCGUGGAUUAAUUGCUAAUCGGAGGAUAGAUUAAUCGGCUUUCCAGGAACCGAGGUCUGGUCUAUUGCAACUGCCAUUACUUCAUCUCUUACUCCAAACCAGAUCAGCAGUCAAGCGCCUCUGGCUUCGGCAGAAAGAAACUUAUUGUGCUCUCGUACUACGGUGGGGUCUCCGAGAUUCUUCAAAGAAUCUUUGAAAAGCGACGUGUUCACGUUUGUUUCAAACCCCACCUUCGCUUUCACGCAAGAAACGCGAGGCCAUAAACAUUCAUACUCGGCGACGGGAAAUGAACCGUGAUCAGGGUUACAAUUAACAUUCCCCCAAUUUAUGGAACACUUUUCGAAGCCUCAUCAAAACGAGGCUAAGAAGCAAACGUCAUCACUGAUGAAGGGAUCUGGAUGGACUCAGAAGGCUCUGCUAAAACUUUCAACAAAUUUUUGGUGUUGAAGAAUUUUUUUUCUGUUGAAUUUUGUAAUCUUAGAAUUUCCAGGUAUAAAUAGGGGAAAUGGCAUAUUAUCCUCCUUUCUAGAGAACAGUGGGCUGAUUUAGCAACAGAACGAGAACGUCAGUUGACAACGGCGCGCGCAUAUCAAACAACUGGCUUGACCAAUGGCAUAGCUGCAAAUUGAGCACCGGAAGUCUUGUUUAGUCCUUUCCGCGCGCUUUCCUGUCGUCAACUGACGUACCCGUCCCGUUGCUAAAUCAGCCUUAUAUACUAGCGGGGCCUCCCCGUAUAGGCCAUUAAAGGAAGUAUCCCCCCGGGGUCAAUAUAUUGAUCAUUAAAGAAACAUAACGUAUUUAACUGUUUGUUUUUCCUUUAGAGUGAAGAGAACAGUAGUAACAGGAUGCAGUUUCCUAGAGCAAGAAUACAGGAGAAUGCUGAUGAUCCAGGGAUUGGCAGCCAAGUUUUACCGAAUCAACCCUCUGUGCACAGCGGUGCCGUGGGCCAAAUUUCACAGGGACACCAACAAGGGCCAACAGCGUGGGAUCAAAACCAAAACAUUGCGGGGAUGUCUGUCUCACAAGACCUUCCAGGGAUUGUCCCUCCCAGGGAAAUAAGCACCUUUCCCCAAAACGCUGAUGCGGUUGUCGGGGGAGUAAACUACAGGCGAAAGGCUGUUUGCCAGGAGACAGAUGGGGCCCUGGGUCAGAGAACGAAAAUGCGCGUCUAUAUGAAGCGAUUUUAGGCCUUUUAGGUGACUGAAACUAUUUUUUGACUAUUCCACGGUCUUGAACAAGUCUUGAUUUAACCUGUGUGAAGUUGUAGCAGUCACUUGCCAAAGAAAAAACUUCCGUCUUUGUCAUUAGUUUGGAAAUAACGCCUUGGAAUAGCUACUUCCUUUUUUAAAAAAAUCUAAGACCUGCAAGAUGCCGCGUCACGAC